Cuscuta epithymum is the source of this 928-nucleotide messenger RNA. Lineage: Eukaryota; Viridiplantae; Streptophyta; Magnoliopsida; Solanales; Convolvulaceae. The record is from the annotation of a GenBank genome assembly.
AACAAAUUCUAGUUCUAUUCAAAGGAGAACUUUAAUCUAGCUAGUCAAAUAAAACUAAGAACUUAAAGGAAAGAUCAAAUUAAGGCAUGGGUUCAAACGAGCAGAAAUUGUUGGAUGCAAAGACACAGUUUGAAGAAUGUGUAGCAAGGCAUACAUCAGUAGAGGAAAAUGGCCAGCACAUUAUUCAGUUUCCUCUACCACGAGGAACUGUGAAGGAACAGAUAAAGUUAAGUACAAUAAUUGGUGAGAAUUCGAUGAAAAUCGAAUGGACGCCAAAAGGGGAAACGGAACCCUUUGUAAAAACUCUACCCAAUCUUCUAUCGGAAAAUUAUGACAAAGACGAAGUUAAAGCAAUGUUUGUGAACGGCGUUCUCCGUAUCAUUCAGCCACCACUGAAGACUCCUGCAACUCUACAACAUGAAAUACCACCACCGGCUACAAUUGUAUCAGAUCCGCCACAACCCGACACCAGACAGAGCACCGAGGAGGAACGUGAUGGCGGCGGCGGCGGCCUUGAAGACGGAAGCACGAAAAGCAAAAGUAUGGGUAAAGAAGAAGAAAGCCAUACAGGCGGAAUUACAGAGGCGGCGGCGGCAACUAUGACAGCCGGUUAUUAUGAAGUGGCAAAAGAGCUGAUAAGGACUCAUCGACGGGAAAUAUUGAAUGUGGCUGUGGGUUUGGCGAUACUUGGCAUGAGCAUGUAUCUUAUACCUGGCCGCCGCCGCCAUGAUUAUUGAUUAAUAUCUGAGGAAGCUAUUUAAUUAUGAUUCAACAUAACGUGAAAACAUACGUAUAAAUUGUAAGCGAAUAAAUUUAGCAAGCGAGCUGUAUAUAUUCACGCAUGCAUGUGAUCAAUAAUGUGAUUCAUUUUAUUCAAUUCGAAUAAUAGAGAUGAUCGGUAAUAAAUUGCAAUUUAUUUAUUCAUUUA